Eurytemora carolleeae is the source of this 1969-nucleotide messenger RNA. Its product is annotated as zinc finger protein 142. Gene Ontology annotation, biological process: regulation of transcription by RNA polymerase II. Gene Ontology annotation, molecular function: DNA-binding transcription factor activity, RNA polymerase II-specific; RNA polymerase II transcription regulatory region sequence-specific DNA binding. The record is from RefSeq and is a predicted model, not a curated record. Lineage: Eukaryota; Metazoa; Arthropoda; Copepoda; Calanoida; Temoridae. The transcript has 2 exons. Bases 149 to 1735 code for a protein of 528 amino acids.
UCUGACUUGUCCCACAAAUCGUAGUUUAGACCCAUUGACGCGGUCUAAUUUGAUGUGGGACACCCUGUACUUAAAAUCUUCUACGUGCCAUUUUUGCUGAACUGAAGUUCUUCUUAUUUGAUCUAUUCUGUUCAACAUUUCAGAAAAGAUGGCUGAGAAUCCUGAGAACUCACUAAAAGAAUUAGACCCGGGUCCGAGUGAGGAGUUUAAACUACCCAAGGAAGAAAUAUUUGAACCCCUUGAUGAAGAGAAUGGUCCAGUCUAUAAGGAAGAAGAACACACAAUGGAGAAAUUAGAAAUUAAAGAUGAAAUUAAGUUUUCUGAAGAGAAUCCUUCUAAAUCUCAUGGACAGAGAACUAAAGAGAGGAAACAAAUAUUCACUUGUCAUAGAUGUGAAUAUUCUGCCAGCGCUAAGGGGACUUUGAAAACUCACAUUUUGGUUAAACAUGAAGGAGUUAGAUAUCCCUGUAAUCUAUGUGAAUAUUCAGCAACCACUACAACAAGUUUAAAAAGACAUGUUGAGAGCAAACACGAAAGAGUUAGAUAUUACUGUGAUCUCUGUGAAUAUAGUGCUUCCUCGAAAAUCAGUAUAAAAACUCAUUAUAGCAGUACACACGAAGGAGUAAAAUUUCCAUGUGACCAUUGUGAAUAUAGCGCUGACACAGCAAGACUGCUAUUAUUACACAUUGAGAGACUACAUAAGGGAAUAACAUAUGAAUGUGAACAAUGUGAGUAUACUACGACACAUGAUAGUAAUUUAAAGAGACAUAUCGAGAGUAAACAUGAAGAUGUGAGAUACUACUGCGAUAAAUGUGAUUACUCGGCUUCCCAAACCAGAAGUCUCAAAUCGCAUAUUGAAAGUAUUCACAAUGGAGUGAGGCAUCCAUGUGAUAAAUGUGAAUUUUCUGCAGCUAGUGGAAGAGCCCUGAAAAUACAUAUAGAAAGUAAGCAUGAAGGCUUGACAUAUCCAUGUAAUAAGUGUGAUUUUUUUGCUCUAACGGCAGUAAAUCUGAGAGCACACACUAGGAGUAAACAUGAAGGUGUGAGAUUUUCAUGCAAUCAUUGUAGCUAUAUUGGAGAUGCACAAGGCCAACUAAGAUUGCACAUUGAGAGUAAACAUGAGGGUGUCACUUAUCCUUGUGAUAUGUGUGAGAUUAUUGCCAGUAGCUCGGGCAGUUUAAAAAGGCAUAAAAUGACCAAGCAUGAAGGUUUGAGAUAUCCCUGUAAGAGAUGUGACUUCACUACAACUACUGUCAGAAAUCUAAAGAUUCACGUUGAGAGUAAACAUGAAGGAGUGAGGUAUCCAUGUGAUAAGUGUGAUUUUGUUGCAGCUACACCCUUGAGACUAAAAAAACAUAAGCGGUCGAAACACGACGGAAUAUUGUAUCUUUGUGAUAAAUGUGAUCAUGCUGCUGCUACAUCCAGUGGUUUAAAAACACACAUUGAGAGAAAACACGGAGAGUUAAAACAUUCUUGUAAAGAGUGCAAUUAUACUGCUACAAAUGAAGGUUACUUAAAACUUCACGUGAUGCGUAAACACGGAGGAAAAAAAUAUUCCUGUGAAGAAUGUGACUAUGCUGCAACUACUGAAGUGACUCUACAGAGACACAUUAAGCGCGAACACAAGGGUGUAAGGUACUUUUGUGAUAAAUGUGUUUAUUCAGGAACUAGAAGUGAUUAUCUCAACAAUCAUAAGAAGAAAAAACAUGGAUGGAGUGAGAUAAUUUCACAAUGAUAAAUACUAACUGAAGAUUUGUAAACGGAAAGAGAUUUUAUAAAUGUUAUCAUCAAUUGUUCAAGUUUGUUAAUAACGUUUAUAAACGAAAAACAUAGAAUUAAGUAAAAAUCAUAUUUUUAUUAUAUAUUAAUAUGAUAUAUUAUGAAUAAAGCGCUUAAAUACCUUUAAACCCUAUUCUUAGCAUAGCUAGGAGGGGGGCAUUUGACUUUUCAAUAAAGAUAUACCCCUGUC